This is a messenger RNA of Closterium sp. NIES-65, 1523 nucleotides long. NCBI's taxonomy places the organism in Eukaryota, Viridiplantae, Streptophyta, Zygnematophyceae, Desmidiales, Closteriaceae. The record is from the annotation of a GenBank genome assembly.
AUGGACGUGGACGUGGACGUGACAUGGACGUGGACGUGGACAUGGACGUGGACGUGGACGUGGACGUGGACGUGGACGUGGACGUGGACGUGGACGUGGACAUGGACGUGGACGUGGACGUGGACGUGGACAUGGACGUGGACAUGGACAUGGACGUGGACAUGGACAUGGACGUGGACGUGGACGUGGACGUGGACGUGGACGUGGACGUGGACGUGGACGUGGACGUGGACGUGGACGUGGACGUGGACGUGGACGUGGACGUGGACAUGGACGUGGACGUGGACGUGGACGUGGACGUGGACGUGGACAUGGACGUGGACGUGGACGUGGACAUGGACGUGGUGUGGACGUGGACGUGGACGUGGACGUGGACGUGGACGUGGACGUGGACGUGGACGUGGACGUGGACGUGGACGUGGACGUGGACAUGGACGUGGACGUGGACGUGACGUGGACAUGGACGUGGACGUGGACGUGGACGUGGACGUGGACGUGGACGUGGACGUGGACGUGGACGUGGACGUGGACGUGGACGUGGACGUGGACGUGGACGUGGACGUGGACGUGGACGUGGACGUGGACGUGGACAUGGACGUGGACGUGGACAUGGACGUGGACGUGGACGUGCGGGACGUGGACGUGGACGUGGACGUGGACAUGGACGUGGACGUGGACGUGGACUGGACGUGGACGUGGACGUGGACGUGGACGUGGACGUGGACGUGGACGUGGACGUGGACGUGGACGUGGACGUGGACGUGGACAUGGACGUGGACAUGGGGGACGUGCGUGGACAUGGACGUGGACGUGGACGUGGACGUGGACAUGGACGUGGACGUGACGUGGACGUGGACGUGGACGUGGACGUGGACGUGGACGUGGACUGGACGUGGACGUGGACGUGGACGUGGACGUGGACAUGGACGUGGACGUGGACGUGGACGUGGACGUGGACGUGGACGUGGACGUGGACGUGCGUGGACGUGGACGUGGACGUGGACGUGGACGUGGACAUGGACGUGGACGUGGACGUGGACGUGGACGUGGACGUGGACUGGACGUGGACGUGGACGUGGACGUGGACGUGGACGUGGACGUGGACGUGGACGUGGACAUGGACGUGGACGUGGACGUGGACAUGGACGUGGACGUGGACGUGGACGUGGACAUGGACGUGGACGUGGACGUGGACGUGGACGUGGACGUGGACGUGGACGUGGACGUGGACGUGGACAUGGACGUGGACGUGGACGUGGACAUGGACGUGGACGUGGACGUGGACGUGGACGUGGACGUGGACGUGGACGUGGAAUGGACGUGGACGUGGACGUGGACGUGGACAUGGACGUGGACGUGGACAUGGACGUGGACGUGGACGUGGACGUGGACGUGGACGUGGACAUGGACGUGGACGUGGACGUGGACAUGGACGUGGACAUGGACGUGGACGUGGACAUGGACGUGGACAUGGACGUGGACGUGGAAUGGACGUGGACAUGGACGUGGACGUGGACGUGGAC